CCCCGCGAGCCAGCUGCACUUCCUUCGAAGGGCUCGGCGGCGGAUGACUGGGUGGGCGGGGAAGGUGCCUCCGGCCCAGCCGCGGAGGGAAGACGAGCCCGCCGGGAAGGGGAGACGGAAGCGGGAGUAAAGGGCCGGGCCCCCUUCCAGCCGCCUUGCCCGGCAUCCGUGCCCUUGUGCUCAAAGGAGCGGCGGGGGAGGCGGCGGCGGCGGCGAGUCUCGUUGAGGGCAGGAAGGCUCAGCCCAGAAACGGAGCGCGGGGGAGCUUGGGCUGGCCGAGGAAGGCGCCGCGUUCUCGCUCUCGCUCGCUCUCGCUCGCUCGCUCAGGGCGCGACUCCUCUGAGAAGCCGGAGCGGAGCGGGCGCAAGGUGGUGGAGGGGGUUUUGUGAGGGCUGCGCGGCGCCGGUAAGGUGGGAGGCGGCGGGAGAGACCGCCGCUAAGGGGAGAGGAAGUCAGUCGGGAUUUCAGUGAACUUUUCCACGUCCAAGACGCUUUUCGAUGCAGCCCUGACGACGUCUCCUCAGAAGCAAGCGCCACUGAGUUUUACAGUACUUGGUCCCGCGUAAGCGCAUGUAGGACUGACGUUUCUGGGCUAAUAGGAAAGAAGUAACAAAUGUCUUCGAAGCCUGUGUCAUCGGAACGCAAAUCAGGGCCACAUGGUCGCUCUGUCCAUUAUGAUGAAGUGUACGUGGAUUACCCUUCCGAGGAAGAUACCGAAAGGGAUUUUCAACAUGCUGAACAGAUACUAAAUUCAGACCCCUUGCCGCCGCCGCCUCUUCCCCUGCAGCCCCCCUUUGGACCUGAAUUUUAUCCAAGUGAAAGCGAAGAACCAGCUGGGACCUCUGAGAUCAAGCCAGUGAGGAAAUUCAUUCCAGACUCAUGGAAAAACUUCUUCAAAGGGAAAGGAGAUGAUCCUGAGUGGAGUAAGCCAGUAUGUGCAAUUUCUGGUGGAGUUGAGUGCUCUCCACCAUCCUCUCCAACGCUUACUCCAGUGAAAACAGUCCAUACUUCAGCUCCAAGCUCAUAUCAGGAUCCAUAUGGAGGCUCAGGGGGCACCUACAAUUCACGCAAAGAAGGUGAAGCCAUGCUCCCGUCAGAUCCCUAUGGCUCCCUGGAAAGGCAUACCCAAACAGUUCUAACUUACAGUGAGAAAGUAGAAGCUUUUAAUCUCAGAUACUCCUACAUGAAAUCGUGGGCAGGUUUGCUCAGGAUCCUUGGUGUGGUUCAAUUGCUCCUUGGUGCAGCAGUGUUUGCCUGUGUCACCGCUUACAUUCACAAGGACAAUGAAUGGUACAAUAUGUAUGGCUACUCGCAGCCCUAUGGUUAUGGGGCAAGCAGCACAUAUGGAGGCUAUUACUACAGUGGGCCUAAAACUCCCUUUGUCCUGGUUGUAGCAGCACUCGUUUGGAUAGUGACUAUUAUCCUGCUAGUACUUGGCAUGUCCAUGUAUUACAGAACUAUUCUUCUAGAUUCCAACUGGUGGCCUUUGACUGAAUUUGGAAUCAACGUGGCUUUGUUCAUUUUGUAUAUGGCAGCUGCUAUAGUCUACGUAAAUGAUGCUAACAAAGGAGGACUUUGCUACUACAGCUUAUUUAACACACCAAUGAAUGCAUCAUUUUGCCGUAUAGAAGGGGGACAAACAGCUGCAAUUAUCUUCUUGUUUGUGACAAUGAUUAUUUACCUUAUUAGUGCCGUAGUUUGCCUAAAGCUGUGGAGGCAUGAAAGUGCGCGGAAGCACAGAGAGUUUAUGGCAGAACAGAUGAAGGCACCAUCUUUUGAACCAAAAAGAAUGUAUGAAGAUGAAAAGCACAGUCCCAAUGCAGCAGUAAGCUCAAAGAAGUCGAAGCCUUUGGAAAUAAAACCUGAACUGCUCAAUGGCCAUAUACCAGCAGGGCAUAUUCCUAAACCUAUAGUGAUGCCAGACUACUUAGCUAAGUACCCAGCAAUUCGGACAAAUGAAGAAAGAGACCGCUAUAAAGCUGUGUUUAAUGAUCAGUUUUCUGAAUAUAAAGAGCUCUCUGCUGAGGUCCAAGCGGUCUUGAAGAAAUUUGAUGAGCUAGAUGCACUGAUGAGGAAGUUACCUCAGCAUCCUGGAAACACUCUUGAACGUGAAAGGAUUGCCAAUGUUUUGCAACAAUAUAAAAAGAAAAAGAACGAUCCCACAUUUCUGGAGAAAAGAGAACGAUGCGAGUACCUGAAAAACAAACUUUCUCACAUAAAACAACGAAUUCAGGAAUACGAUAAAGUUAUGAACUGGAAUGCUCAAGACAUCCAUAACUUUUAACCAAUUAGGUUUUUAUUCAGUUUGUAUAUGUUUAUUUAUUGUAUAAACAUAGUGCUGUAAAGUAAACUCAAAUCAUUUCCAGCUACAAUUUGUAAAUUUAUGAAAAACCUUUCAAGUCUUUUUCAGAUAUUUCAUUUCAUCAUUGUACAUUUUAUAAUUUUUGCUUAUUAUGAACCUAUUUUAUCAUAGAGACAAUUUAAUUUGCCUUUUUCUAUUCUUUUGGUGCCUCAGAGUAUUUUAUUAUUUUCAUUAAACUGCUUC
Molecule: messenger RNA, 2545 nt
Organism: Pogona vitticeps (central bearded dragon)
Lineage: Eukaryota; Metazoa; Chordata; Lepidosauria; Squamata; Agamidae
Gene: MARVELD2
Product: MARVEL domain containing 2
Biological process (GO): bicellular tight junction assembly
Cellular component (GO): cytoplasmic vesicle; bicellular tight junction; apical plasma membrane
Source: RefSeq, a predicted model, not a curated record